AUGAUGUGUAAAACAGUUUUAAUUGUGACAAUUAUUAUUAUUACAUCAUUGAUGUUUUUGUCAAAUGUACAAGCACAAUGUCUAACCACUGAAAUAGAUCUAGGAGUAAAAGGAUGCUUUGCAAAUGGAACUACUUAUCUAACACUUAGUCUUUGUAAUGAUGGGGAUACAUUGUAUACAACAUUUGGAGUAUGUAAUGGACAAGAUCUUGGAAAGAUUAGUACACCUGCAAUGUAUGGUCAGGCUCGUACAAUCAAUAUUUAUUUAUGUCUUUUAGGCAACAACUACCUUUCAUUCAGGUCGUGUGGAGGGUCUUAUUGGACGUACAAUCUAAUGGAUCCAAUCAAACCGUACCAACAAUCAUAUUUGUUUUUGUUGACUUGUGGCAGCAACUAUGGUCAAGUGGCAGCCUAUGGGACACCAAGUGACACUGUCGCGACAAUGACCAAGCUAUGUGGUGUCUACGGUCUGCGAUACAUGUCACAAGCAGCACUUGGACAAUACGUAUGUCCCAACUGUAACCAUGGUAGUUGUGUCAUACAAAAUGGUGUUGGUACAGUUACUUGUAAAUGUAGUGAUGGUUGGAAUGGAAGAUUCUGUGAUCAACAAAUACCAAUUGGAACACCGACUAUAUCAAAUGUAACAGGAGAGAUAUUUGAUACAAGUGGAGGACAAUUGACAAUUACUGGACAAGGGUUUGGGUCAACUUCAAACAAUAUAUUUAUUUCAAUUGGUGGUGUACCGUGUAGUAACAUAUCGAUUGUCACUUUCAACACUGAGGUUAGGUGUAAUGUGACCGAUGAUGUGUAUCUGUCACCGGUAUCACACCGACUGCUACUCAAUGUAUCGGGGUUACAGGCACCCGAGUUAUUAUACGUGCAUGUAAAGUCGGCAGUCUUUGAAACCUGUACGGUUGGUGGUAAUUGUCAGCACGGUAACUGUACGUACAAUGGAUGCCAGUGUUUUACAGGAUACACUGGUUACAAUUGCUCAGAGAAACAAUCAUCCAUUACAACAACUGUAGCUCAAAAUAAUAAUGGUACUCUUAAUGUUUCAAUUUAUGGUAAUUCUUCAUCCUCUUCAACAACAUCGACAUCACUAUUUCAAAUUAAAAUGAUUAGGAUUGAUGAAUCUGAUAUUGACGGUAUGGUAAUCAAUUCUAUUGAUCUAACUAGAUUAAAUUGGACAUUAUCAACAAACAAUGAAACUGAUAAAUGGACAUAUAAUACUUUGUUUGGAGGAGGAACAAGUAUUCAAGUUAAAUUUGUAUUUUAUGUAAAUGCUACAAUUAUUCCAUUUUCAAAUCAACAAUUAGAUAUCAAUGCACAAACAUUAAAGGCAACCAUACUCAUUUCAAACUACACGUUUGCAGGACUACUCAACACCCUAUCAAUUGUUUUUGAAACUGGAUUCAAUAAUGAUGCAGAGACGGUCGAAUCUUGUUCGAUUGAACAAUCAAACAAUAUAUUUAACCAGAAUCUAUACACUUCUAUUCAAAAUCCAAAUGGUGGUCUAGUGUCUCGGUACCUAUCCUAUGCCGAAGUCGACACACAUCCUGUUAGAAUAGAAACCAAAUUACUUUCAUCAACCAAUUCAUCUCAAAUAAUUGGUGUUAGUAUUCCUUAUUUUUCACAGUAUGGUUUAGUUGAUCCUGAUUUUUCAAUAUUCUUUAAUGAUGGUGAAACAAAAGUUGGUAAUUGUGUGGACCAAGAGGAAAAGGAAGAAGAGGAACGACAAUGGAGACUCAUUACAGGUGUAGUGGUCGGAGGAAUUGGAUUUAUAUUGUUGGUUAGUGUUAUCGUUGUGAUUGGUCACAAGAAAAUGUGGAUCUCUAAAUUAAGAAUUAAAAUAGGUCAAGAGGUUGAAAUGCAUUAA
Molecule: messenger RNA, 1875 nt
Organism: Cavenderia fasciculata
Lineage: Eukaryota; Evosea; Eumycetozoa; Acytosteliales; Cavenderiaceae
Exons: 4
Coding region: 1-1875 (624 amino acids)
Biological process (GO): sexual reproduction
Source: RefSeq, a predicted model, not a curated record